Lactuca virosa is the source of this 381-nucleotide messenger RNA. The record is from the annotation of a GenBank genome assembly. Lineage: Eukaryota; Viridiplantae; Streptophyta; Magnoliopsida; Asterales; Asteraceae.
AUGGAGAAAACAAAGCUUUUAACAGGAAAAGAAGGAUUCGUGACUGCUACCAAGUUGCUUGGAGAAAGCCUACAUCAGGUCUUGACUGAUAAGGAUGGAAUCGUGAAAGAUUAUGUGCCGUUGGACAAUUUGUUUGCCGAGCUGAAGCCAACAACAGCUAUGGGGGUUGCUGGAACACCAAAGCUCAAGUUUUAUGAUUUGGAUUUCGGAUGGGGGAAGCCCAAAAAGCACGAAACCAUUUCCAUAGAUUAUAGUGGAUCCAUAUCUGUGAAUGCCUACAAAGAAUCCAACGAAGAUCUGGAGAUCGGCGUCUGUCUUUCGGCUACUGAGAUGGAGGCUUUUCUUAGUAUUUUUGAUCAUGGAUUGAAAGCUUACAUUUAG